AUGUCAGUUAGUGUUGUUGGAGUUUAUGAUCACCAGCAAAUACCUCAAAAUAGGUACAUGGUAGUUGGCAAGUCGAAUGUGAUUAGCAAUCAAGAAAUUAGCGCGAAUGGCAUAACAAAUGAUGUUACUUAUGAAGCCGGAGAAGGUUGUCGUCGCAUUGCGGAAGCUAGUAAUGACAGUGAUACAUCCGAUACAACAAAUGUAUUAGAAAUUGGUAAACGUCGAUCAGUAUAUUUAGCUAGUGCUCCGACGGAACAAUAUGGUCAGGAAGAGGGGUGCAGUGUCCCAAAGAUUGCCAGAAAUGAUAAAUGCAUGGAAAAUACAGAACAUUUGAUGUCUCAGAGGAAUAAUGUAUAUCGUGGCAGUGGUGCGGAGUUAGUUACUGCUGACGAUGAUGGCGAGCAUCAAACUUUGCAUGAUAUUUCACGGUGCGCACCGCGAGAAAUCACUUAUGAGCCACAGGAGUGCAACCUACAGCAUUGCAAUAUGCAGCAACAACACUGCAGUGUGCAUGCUCAACAUUGCGAUGUUCAAGAACUGCCUCUUUCUAACCAGCGCGUUGAUCGUGAAGUGCACUCUACUGAAAAAAAUAGUGUGAAAAAUGAAAUAGAUUCUGAUGAGACUGCAUCGCACUUACUCAUCAGUUUAAGCAAUGCGUUAACUCCUAGUGAUGCUGAAUUUAUCGAUCGUUACCGUCCAAAAGGGCGUCCUAAGCAUCCAGUUUGGAAUUUUUUCAAGUUUUAUAAAUCCGGUGGACUUACUUUGGGUUAUAUGUGUCUGUUAUGCGGAAAUGGAUUUACGGGCCCUCCAAACACUACAAAUGCUACGAAGCAUCUUCGUUGCAAGCAUAAGCAUGAAUAUUUGCUGUAUUUCGAUUUGUUAGAAGGUUCAAAACAAGGAACAUUUUUUGGAGAUGUGCAUCAGUCUAUCCGAGAGCUCGUCUCCAGGAGGGGUGUUAAGACAGAGGCACCUGUUUUGCAAGGUAAUAAUACUGGUGAAAAUUCCCGUUUAAGCUGUGAAGUCAUAGCUGAAGGUACGCACCGAAACCAUGGUUGGACAGAGGAAACUGCUGGUAGUUCUCAAGAUGCUGAUCUUCAUUCUUUUCUUUGUUCUGCUCUGGUUUCGAAUACAUCCAAAAAUUCGCUUGUUCGAUAUGAUGUAAGUAACACUGGUGACAAUUCUGAAGUUUCAUCUUCCGGAGAAGUUGUGUUUGCUGGUUCAUCCACUGGAGAUGUAGAAUCAGCUACAUCAGUUGUCAACAGUGAUGCUACAGGACAGUUUGCUGGGCAAGUUGAGUCUUUUCUUAAAGAUUAUCGUCGCUUAGAAGUCGAGGUGUGUUUUUUAUUAUAUAAUAUAAUAUAG
This is a messenger RNA of Thelazia callipaeda (thelaziosis nematode), 1362 nucleotides long. The record is from the annotation of a GenBank genome assembly. NCBI's taxonomy places the organism in Eukaryota, Metazoa, Nematoda, Chromadorea, Rhabditida, Thelaziidae.